AUGACUGUUGUUGGUUACAUCCCCAAAAGUGCAUAUUUAUACAGACGUGGUUGGGUGAAUAGUGUUGCUAUGUAUACGCCCAUUGGCGAUGAAUACAAACUAGACAGCGACAGAUGUGUUUUGUCAGCUGAUGACAUUGAUAAACUUCUGACGAACGAGGUUUUAGAUCAACGAGGCCAAAUGGAUCCAUGGACUAAUAAGGUCACCUCUUUGCCAAGAAAAUUCAGUGUCCUGGACGGAAGAGAAUUUACAGCUCGCUACGCUGAUGAGACAGAAUAUAUCGAGGUGUAUAAUAUCAUCAAAGAUGCUGCUGAUGACGGAGUUGGGUUUGGAAUUGACGAUUUCCCAACGUUUGAGUAUUUUGUGGAUAGAAUGGCACGUGGACAUGUAUUUUGUAUCACGGAGAAGACAACCAACGCUAUUGUUGGCAUGUUUACUUGUAUACCAAGUAAAUAUUCCCGAACACCAAAUUCACCAUUCGCCGCUGGUCCAGCUAUUAUGAAAGAUGGAUUCAGAAAUAUUGGCAUCGGUGGAAACAUCCGAAGAAUAACUGAGGAUAUUGCCAAGGAGCUUGGUUACCAGGGAUUUUUGGGAGACACGCUUGAAAUAAACCAACCAAUCUUAGACAGUUAUGAACGACAUGGAUACAAACUGGUUGCCAGGAUACCCAGAUCUUCUUUUGUUAAAGGGA
Molecule: messenger RNA, 691 nt
Organism: Owenia fusiformis
Lineage: Eukaryota; Metazoa; Annelida; Polychaeta; Sabellida; Oweniidae
Source: the annotation of a GenBank genome assembly